This is a messenger RNA of Pungitius pungitius (ninespine stickleback), 1471 nucleotides long. It is a transcript of the gene slc25a3a, whose product is annotated as solute carrier family 25 member 3a. Gene Ontology annotation, biological process: mitochondrial phosphate ion transmembrane transport. The transcript has 8 exons. Gene Ontology annotation, molecular function: phosphate transmembrane transporter activity. Bases 177 to 1250 code for a protein of 357 amino acids. The record is from RefSeq and is a predicted model, not a curated record. Gene Ontology annotation, cellular component: mitochondrial inner membrane. Lineage: Eukaryota; Metazoa; Chordata; Actinopteri; Perciformes; Gasterosteidae.
CGUUUUCUUAUGGGACAGAGAAAUGGAAGUACCCGCCCAGGAUUCUAGUCUACGUCACAAGAGGACAAAUAGAUAUAAACCAAGAUCAUUCGACCUUUCCGAAACAGCCUGUCGUAGCGGUGUCUCGAUCUCAAAACGCGGAGAAACAACGGUCGGCUAGCAGGCAGGACGUCACCAUGUACCCUACCGCUUUGACCCAGUUGGCCCGGGGCAAUCCGUUCAGCGCACCCCUGUUCUCCCUCCACAAAGUGGAAGAACCUCAACAGACCCUGAAUGGGCAGAAGACCCGCCGACUGGCAGCAGCCGCUACCGCAGAAGAGGGAGACAAUGUUGAGUUUGGCUCUCAGAAGUAUUUCCUCCUGUGCGGUCUUGGUGGGAUUCUGAGCUGUGGUACCACACACACAGCUGUUGUUCCCCUUGAUCUGGUCAAGUGCAGAUUGCAGGUGGACCCAGAUAAGUACAAGAGUAUCGGCAAAGGCUUUUCAGUUACCAUUAAGGAAGAUGGUGUCAGAGGCCUGGCAAAGGGCUGGGCCCCCACCUUCAUCGGCUAUUCCAUGCAGGGACUGUGCAAGUUUGGCUUCUAUGAAGUGUUCAAGGUUUUCUACAGUGACUUACUGGGAGAGGAGAACACCUACCUGUGGAGGACCUCACUGUACUUGGCUGCCUCGGCCAGUGCAGAGUUCUUUGCAGACAUUGCUCUGGCUCCCAUGGAGGCUGUUAAAGUUCGUAUCCAGACCAAGCCGGGAUACGCCAACAACCUUAGACAGUGUGUCCCCAAAAUGUUUGCAGAGGAGGGUGUUUGGGCAUUCUAUAAGGGUGUGGUGCCUCUGUGGAUGAGGCAGAUCCCCUAUACCAUGAUGAAGUUUGCCUGCUUUGAGCGCACUGUGGAGCUGCUGUACAAGUAUGCAGUUCCCAAGCCCCGCAGUGAGUGCAGCAAAUCUGAGCAGCUGGUGGUCACCUUUGUUGCUGGUUAUAUUGCUGGUGUGUUCUGUGCCAUCGUGUCUCAUCCUGCUGACUCCGUGGUGUCUGUGCUGAACAAGGAGUCCGGAAGCACUGCUGUCCAGGUCCUCAAGAAGCUUGGACCAAAAGGUGUGUGGAAGGGUCUUGUGGCCCGUAUCAUCAUGAUUGGUACUCUGACCGCCCUGCAGUGGUUCAUCUAUGACUCGGUCAAGGUCUACUUUCGUCUGCCCCGCCCUCCUCCCCCUGAGAUGCCAGAGUCCCUAAAGAAGAAGCUGGGCCUUACAGAGUAACCUCAUCCUUCCACUGAGUAGUUACGCUCACCCGCUCCCCACGGAACUUCCAGAGCUCACAUGGCAGUUUUCUAUAUUUAUGUUAGCGCCUGCUGCUCAAGGCUGCCACUAAUCUAUUUCAAUGAGUACGACAGAAGAUAUUCCACUGUAGAAACACCCGUCUGGUUUUAUCAUUACCUGUUAAAAUGUCCAAUAAAAUAUUUUCAUUCCCUGGAAGAUAA